Messenger RNA from Rosa rugosa (rugosa rose), 2206 nucleotides. RefSeq names its product protein NRT1/ PTR FAMILY 4.6-like. The transcript is spliced from 5 exons. The coding region runs from base 117 to 1889 and encodes 590 amino acids. NCBI's taxonomy places the organism in Eukaryota, Viridiplantae, Streptophyta, Magnoliopsida, Rosales, Rosaceae. The record is from RefSeq and is a predicted model, not a curated record. Gene Ontology annotation, molecular function: transmembrane transporter activity. Gene Ontology annotation, biological process: transmembrane transport. Gene Ontology annotation, cellular component: membrane.
CUCGUCAUCAACUUCCAUAGUUCCCACAAGGCCACAACCAUCCCUGCAUUAUUAAUGUCUUAUAUAUACAAACCUCAGUUUCAUUUAGCCUCUCAGUUUCAUUCAUCGUUGUAGCUAUGGAGAUGGAGAAGAAGGUUGAGUUUGUUGAAGGAAAGGUGGAUUGGAAGGGAAGGACAGCUGUGAAACAUAAACAUGGAGGAAUGAGAACUGCUUUUCUCAUACUUGCUACAUUUGGUUUUGAGAACAUGGCGACUUUGGCUUUGGCGGUGAACUUGGUUACAUACUUCAAUGGGGUGAUGCAUUUUGAAAUAUCUGAUGCCGCUAACCAGCUUACUAACUUCGCCGGCACUGGUUAUAUUCUCUCCAUUCUCAUGGCCAUCCUUGCAGACACCUUCUUCGGCAGAUUCAAAACCCUUCUGAUUUCAGCUUGCUUCGAGUUCGUGGGGCUAGGAUUACUAACUGUGCAAGCUCACUAUCCAAGUCUCCUGCCACCAGUCUGUAAUGUGUUUGAUCCAACUUCUUCUUGCGAGAAAGUUACUGGGGGCAAUGCUGCUUUGCUUUUCAUUGCUCUCUACAUGUUGGCAGCCGGAGCUGCAGGAGUCAAAGCUACAUUGCCAUCACAUGGUGCUGAUCAAUUCGAAGAAAAAGAUCCAAAAGAGGCGAGGCAGAUGUCGAGCUUCUUCAACCUGCUCUUACUAGCCGUAUGUCUGGGUGGUGUGGUCAGCCUAACACUAAUUGUGUGGAGCCAAGACAAUAAAGGAUGGGAUUGGGGAUUUGGGAUUUCUACAAUCGCCAUGUUCUUGGGUGUCGUCGUCUUCUUUUCAGGAUUGCCUAUGUACCGAAUACAAGCUAUUCGAGGAACUAGUGCAAUAAUCGAAAUUAUACAGGUGUAUGUUGCAGCGGUCCGCAACAGAAAUCUCACCCUUCCUGAGAACCCUUCAGAUCUCUAUGAGAUCGAGGCAGACAAGGAAGCUUCACUUGAAGAAGAAUUCCUACCUCACAGACCCAUUUUCGGCUUCUUGGACAAGGCAGCAAUUAAACGAGGGCAAAAUAAUAAUGCCGAAUCUCUAAACUCUUGGAACCUUUGCAGAGUCACCCAAGUAGAAAAUGCAAAGAUAAUACUAGGAAUGGUGCCCAUAUUCCUAUGCACAAUCAUAAUGACUCUUUGCUUGGCUCAGCUCCAAACCUUUUCAAUCCAACAAGGCCUCACCAUGGACACAAGCAUCACCAAAAACUUCAAAAUCCCACCAGCCUCACUCCCCAUCAUCCCAAUCAUGUUCCUCGUGAUCAUAAUCCCCGUCUACGACAGAAUCUUUGUCCCCCUGGCCAGCAAAUUCUCCGGCAUUCCCUCCGGAAUCACCCAUCUACAGCGCAUAGGCGUCGGCCUAGUCCUCUCCUGUAUCUCCAUGGGAGUGGCUGGAAUCAUGGAAGUCAAGAGAAAAGACGUGGCGAGAGACCACAACAUGCUGGAUGCAAUCCCAGUGCUGCAGCCACUGCCCAUCAGUACAUUCUGGCUGUCAUUCCAGUACUUCAUUUUCGGAAUUGCUGACAUGUUCACCUACGUCGGUCUUCUCGAGUUUUUCUACUCCGAGGCACCAAAAGGGCUCAAGUCGAUCUCGACUUGCUUCCUAUGGAGCUCAAUGGCACUUGGGUACUUCUUCAGCACAGUGUUGGUUAAUAUUGUGAAUGCUGCAACACAUGGGAGCAAUGGGGGUUGGUUGGCUGGGAACAACAUCAACAGGAACCACUUGAACCUUUUCUAUUGGUUGCUUUCAGGGAUGAGCUUCUUGAACUUCUUCAUCUAUCUGUUUGUUUCAAGGAGGUACAAGUAUAGGCCAGGGAGUCCCAUGCUGGCCUCAAAAGAGGACAAGGAGGAGGAUGAGCUCUAAGAGCUUAGGCUAAAAGAAAGAGGAAUUUUAUAUUGUAUGUGGUUUGGUAUGUAAUGGGUGCAAAACUAGAUUUUAUUCUAUGUAUGUAUAAGUUUGUUUCCUUUCAGGCUUUCAGCUAGUAAUUGUAACUAAUUACAUUUGUUGUGUUCAUCAUGAGAAAGUUUCAGUUCAGAACUUCUAAUGCAUAAGCAUAUGGCAUAAGUAUUUCUAUAGCAUAAGAAGGAGCAUCUACAUCAAAGGUGUUGAAUAUGAUUUUCAUUGAUCUGUAUGUUUACAAUUGUACAAUUAUAUAGCUAAGAUCUGCUCUACUAUUACAA